AUGCGGCCGGGGCCGUGCCCCGGAAGGGAAGCGGGGGCCGCGGGGCCGGGCCGGGCGCCAUGGCGGAGCCCAGGGCUCGGGGGGACCGGGCCGGGCGCUCCGUGUCCGUCGCCACCCCGCUGAGGCCGGCCCGGGGCUGCCCCUCCCUCGGCAGCAGCCUUGCCCUGUACUUUUCAUCAAGCAGUGAUGAUGAAUUUGAAAUGUUUUUAUCUAGAAUGAAAACUCCCAAACCAGUCUCCAGAAAGGAACAUGCAAGUUUAAAGGACUUCAUUGAUGACUCGGAUGAUUUCUUCUUGGACCAUGAAGUGAGAAGGAGCACAACAAAGAAGGCACCUAAGGAUCUUCAGACCCCAAAGAAGUUGAUGACUCCUGGAAAGGAAAACGCUUGCUCCCAAAAAUUAAAGAAGUCCAAAUCCAAAAAGUAUUCAGAGGUUUUAAGUGACAGUGAAGAUUGUGUCUUUGUGGAAAGUUCAUGGCAAGACUACCGAAAUUGGGGAGUGAAAGACUUGAAAGAGAGUCAGAGGUGCAUGAAACUCCCACCCCCACAAAAUCAGAAAGAGUCAGUUGCCACAGGUAGUCCAGACUUCCUCGUUGGAAGGAAAGAAAGAAGUUGUGAAAAGAGUACAGAAAAUAAAACGCCAACCGUUCCACUACGACUGAGUACAGGGUUAGAAUCAGACAGUUCAGACAGUGAAUUUGAAUCAUUGAUAGAACGGGUAAGGAAACGAAGUGUACCCCGAAAACCGCUCAUAAGCACAAGUAAAUCUGUCUACCAGCCAAGCCCAACAGAAAACAUCAAGCCACCCUGUGAAGGUGCCCAGUCUUCAAAAGGGAACGGAAUCAAGACACCAAAAUCAAACUCCAUUUCACUUCAAGAAACACCUUCCAGUGUAACAGCUUCUGUGAGAAUUCCUAGGAGUGAGUCAGUCAGUUGCUCAGGCUCGGCACAGACAGAGAAAAAGCUUAACGUGUGCUCAGUGCCUGGCUGUUUCUUGCAAGAUCUCUCAAAUCCAGCUUCCAAGUAUGUGAAGUAUUUCAAGAAAAGUAAAGAGGAGCUGACACAGAAGCUCUACGCUCUCUAUAACAGCACCAUCUUUGAGCAGAAGUUACCAGAGAAUAUGGUAAUAAUCUGGAACAAGAAAAUGAGAAAAACAGCAGGAUAUUGUGUAACGGGGCAAACAAAAGGUCCUGAAGCACAGCGUUAUGCUCGAAUAGAGCUUUCUGAGAAAGUCUGUGAUUCUGCAGAUCGUCUUCGAGACACGUUAAUCCACGAGGUUUGCCAUGCAGCCACCUGGCUGAUCAAUGGUGUUCGCGAUGGGCACGGCCGAUUCUGGAGAUUCUACGCCAGGAAAUCAGCUAUGAUUCACCCAGAACUGCCAAUGGUAACACGAUGCCACAACUAUGAGAUUAAAUACAAAUUCAUCUAUGAGUGUGUGCUGUGCAAAACCACGAUUGGACGUCAUUCCAAGUCUCUGGACACGGAGCGCUUCGUGUGUGCAUUCUGCGGGGGGCGGCUGGUCCUGAGUCAGCCCACUCAGAAAGAUGGCACUCCUGCUAGGACACAGCUCACACCCUUUGCAAAGUAUGUGAAAGAAAAUUACGGACUUACUAAAAGAGAACAGCAGGGGUUGAGCCACGCAGAGGUUAUGCGGAAACUCAGUGCUGAUUUUGCCUUAAAAACUCGGCUCGAAGAUUCCUUUUAACAGCUUGAUGCACUUAAUUUCUUGAUGCCAUUAACGUUUGUAUGUAGCGGUAAGGUAGAUGGGCUAUCAUGGGAUCUGUGAGAAGGUGUCUUGGAGGAUUCCAGACAAUUUUAAUACUUCAAAACUUUAGUUUGAAGUACUUUAAAUAUAAAGAUGACCCUAAAGCUUAAGUGAGCAGAAGUAAUGAUGAUGACAGAAUGUCUGUGGCAAAUCAAUCAGCCAGGGUAUUCCUCUUAGAAGAUGCAGUUCUGGACCCUUCCUGGGCUAGACUCGCUGUGUUUGUCUGGAACUGUCUGAUCUGUAUUUACACAUAGUGCUUGGUAGCAUGUAUUCAGUGACUCCAGUGAACUAUUAAUUUACUGUUCCUUCUGAGGAGCUGAUCUGUUCAGUACAUUCCUGUGUGUGCUAUGUGUAUGUCUGACUGGGACUGCCAGCUGUGAGAAAAAUCCAGGCAUGUGAGCAAAGUCCUCCGAUUCUGUCUGGAUCACUCCCAAGUGAUCCAGGAAGACCUUGGUAUGAAUUCAGGCAUUCUCUCACAGUUCAAGUAAGCCUUGGCUGUUUUUCUUAAACAGUGCCUUAACUCUUUUAUAGUAAGUGUGAGUUUUUGCAAAGCUCUCUGGCUCCUUGUGAGAUCAGAGUUCUUUCUGAUUAAUUUUUGACUGCAGUUGUGCCUCUGUCACUGAGACUUCAUUGAAGCUACAACAGAUGCAAAAGGAAAGGUAGACAAAAAACAACUUCAAAUGCUUUUUUUGACCACAGAAUGACAAGAUCUAGUCUAACGUAUUUUUUCGUGUAGAACAUGAUUCAACACACAUUUGUCUGCUGUGAACAAGUUUGCUCAGGUGGUUAUUAAGUUUUGAAUAAUCAAUAAAUGUUUUUUAUACCAUUUGUCAUAACAAAA
Anas platyrhynchos (mallard) is the source of this 2604-nucleotide messenger RNA. It is a transcript of the gene GCNA, whose product is annotated as germ cell nuclear acidic peptidase. Gene Ontology annotation, cellular component: nucleus. NCBI's taxonomy places the organism in Eukaryota, Metazoa, Chordata, Aves, Anseriformes, Anatidae. The record is from RefSeq and is a predicted model, not a curated record.